Messenger RNA from Cajanus cajan (pigeon pea), 3277 nucleotides. RefSeq lists its product as uncharacterized. The record is from RefSeq and is a predicted model, not a curated record. Lineage: Eukaryota; Viridiplantae; Streptophyta; Magnoliopsida; Fabales; Fabaceae. Gene Ontology annotation, biological process: carbohydrate metabolic process. Gene Ontology annotation, molecular function: alpha-amylase activity; calcium ion binding.
CCUAUGCGUCACAUUCCCAACUACACAUAUACUAAUGACUAAUUCACUCUCUUCAACUUAUCUUUAUUCUGAAAUCGCAUUUCUCGAUUUUCCAAGUUUUCAGCUCGAUUCACUUGUAAUCUUUAUUGUCAUAAACUAAUUAUCCUAUGGUUUUUAUUUUCAGAUAACUGUUGGUGAUGGCUCUAGAUGUGAGGUUAGGGAGAUAAGAAGAUAACAGAAGGAAAGGAAUAGAAAAUAAAAUGGGAGCUGCUCUGUUGCCUGAUGCAGCAUUUGGGCUACUUCCACGCUGUUCCGUUCUUCCCAGGCACCCUUUGAUCUGUAGAAUAACUUCUACUAGAUCAAUUACAAAGAGAAGCUAUUUCUUUGCUGACAAGAGGAUCUCCAAAUCUGCACAGCUAGUUUUUUCACACACGAAUGAUUCAGAUGACACAUUCACGGAUGUAGUUGUUGAUCAAGACGAUCAUGGAAGAAAUGAAGUCAUAGGAAUAGAGCAUGAAUUAGUGAUAACCAAAAAAGCUCUUUCAGAGGCACAACACAGACAGGAGAUUAUUGAGAAAGAGAGGGAUCAAUUGCUUGAGGAACUUGCUCGUUCUGAAGCUAAAAAACAGGAAUAUAUCACUACCAUUUUACAUGACAAGGAAGUGGCUAUAGCAGAACUAGAGGCUGCCAAAUCUCUUUUCCAGCAAAAGCUGGAGGACUCAGUGGAAGAGAAAUUCACUUUGGAAUCUAAGCUGGUCCUUGCCAAACAAGAUGCUGUUGAUCUCGCUGUGCAGGUUGAAAAAUUAGCAGAGGUUGCUUUCCAGCAGGCAACUUCUCAUAUACUAGAGGAUGCUCAACUCAGAAUUUCAUCUGCCGAAACCACAGCUGCUGAAGCUGCUCAUCUGAUUGAAAAGCAAAUUAAGGAUGCAACCGAGGGUACAAUAUCAUCCAUAGUGGAAAAAUCAAGUUAUGCUAUAGAGAGGGCUCUAGUUGUGGCAGAGGAAGCAGGGGAACUUGCAAAGAAGUCCAUGGAAACAUUUAUAGAUGGUACAUCUCCAUUUACUGAAAUUGCCGCUGUCCAGGGGGAGAAUAUCAAGUUACAGGGAAUAAUAAGUGAUAUAGAAUCUCAGUUGAUGAUUGCGAGAAAUGAGGCUGAUAAACUGAAGUUAGAAUUGGAGAGCACCAGACAACAGAUACAGACAUUUGAACAAAGAGCUAAUGAUGCAGAGAAAGCUUUAUUUGAUUUUCAGGAAUCAAGCAGGAAAAACAUUCUCAAGCAGGAGGAGGAGAUGAAGUCAAUGUUGGAGAAAGUGAAGAAAGAUGUAGCAGAAAGGACGAAGACUAUUUCCAAGGCUUUUAAGGCUGAUUUGAAGAACAUCAAGGCUACUGUUGAAGCUGCCAAAGAAGUGGCCCAUUGUAAAGAUUAUGCCUACCUAAGAAGAUGUGAAGCACUACAGAGAUCAUUAAAGGCAUCGGAAGAUUCUUUGAAGAUGUGGAGACAGAGAGCUGAAAUGGCUGAGUCAUUGCUAUUGAAGGAAAGGCUACAAGAUGAAGGGGGUGAAGAUUCUAUCUACGUCGUUAAUGGGGGACGGAUAGACCUUUUGACAGAUGUUGAUUCUCAAAAAUGGAAACUGCUGAGUGAUGGUCCUCGUAGAGAGAUACCUCAGUGGAUGGCAAGAAGGAUUAAUGCUGUCUCCCCCAAAUUUCCACCAAAAAAGAUUGAUGUAGCUGAAGCAUUGACAUCAAAAUUCAGAUCCUUGGAGUUGCCUACAGCGGACGAAGUAUGGUCCAUUGCUCGAGAAAAGCCAAAGGAAGGGGAUGCUUUAAUUGAGCAUGUUUAUGAAAGAGAAACUAUUGAGAGAAAGCGGAAGGCAUUGGAGCGUGGUCUUCAACGGAAGACUAUACAGUGGCAAAGAGCUCCAGAACAAACAAAAUUAGAGCCAGGAACAGGAACAGGACGUGAGAUUGUGUUUCAAGGCUUUAACUGGGAGAGCUGGAGAAGACGAUGGUAUCUGGAAUUAGCAGCUAAAGCAGCUGAUUUAUCUCACUGUGGGGUGACAGCAGUGUGGCUGCCACCACCAACACAAUCUGUUUCUCCUCAAGGUUAUAUGCCUUCUGAUCUUUACAACUUGAAUUCGUCCUAUGGUUCUGUGGAAGAGCUUAAAUACUGUAUAGAGGAAAUGCAUUCUCAAGAUCUGCUGGCCUUGGGAGAUGUUGUACUUAAUCAUCGAUGUGCACAGAAACAGAGUCCAAAUGGUGUUUGGAACAUUUUUGGUGGCCAGCUUGCAUGGGGACCUGAAGCAAUUGUAUGUGAUGAUCCAAAUUUUGAGGGGCGAGGAAAUCCUUCAAGUGGUGAUAUCUUCCAUGCUGCACCCAAUAUUGAUCAUUCUCAGGACUUUGUAAGGAAAGAUAUCAAGGGGUGGUUGAACUGGCUUCGCAGUGAUAUAGGUUAUGAUGGAUGGCGUCUUGACUUUGUUAGAGGCUUCUCUGGUACAUAUGUAAAAGAAUAUAUUGAAGCAUCAAAUCCCGCAUUUGCCAUUGGAGAAUAUUGGGACAGCUUGGCCUAUGAGCACGGAAGUUUGUGUUACAACCAAGAUGCUCAUCGGCAGCGGAUAAUUAAUUGGAUUAAUGCAACUGGUGGCACUUCGUCUGCGUUUGAUAUCACAACAAAGGGGAUACUUCAUUCUGCUUUGCAUAACGAAUAUUGGAGACUGAUAGAUCCUCAAGGGAAACCAACAGGAGUGAUGGGAUGGUGGGCUUCUCGUGCUGUUACAUUCCUAGAGAACCAUGAUACCGGGUCCACCCAAGGCCACUGGCCAUUCCCACGGGAUAAGCUUAUGCAGGGAUAUGCAUAUAUUUUGACUCAUCCCGGAACUAAAAAACUUGAGAUAUUAAAAAAUACAGUUCCUUGUUUGCAAGGACCGAGGAAUUAAGCCGAGUUGAUUGAGGCUAGGAGACGAGGUGGGAUCCAUUGCAGGAGUUCUAUCAAGAUAUAUCAUGCAAACAAUGAAGGUUAUGUGGCUCAGGUUGGUGAUGCAUUAGUAAUGAAGCUUGGACAGUUUGAUUGGAAUCCCUCCAAGGAGAACCAAUUGGAUGGGAGCUGGCACAAGUUUGUUGACAAAGGAACAGACUACCAAGUGUGGUUGAGACAAUAGUAAUAGUUUAAUAUCGAUCUCUAGACAUUGCUCUUUUCUGUAAUGGCAAGUAAAAAUAGCUUCAAUAAAGCACACACAUCAAAGGUUAAAAAAAACAGAAACUUGUUUUGUUGGUAAAAAAAUAAACAUAUAUAAUUCAUAUA